Molecule: messenger RNA, 1764 nt
Organism: Babesia bovis T2Bo
Lineage: Eukaryota; Apicomplexa; Aconoidasida; Piroplasmida; Babesiidae
Product: WD domain G-beta repeat containing protein
Exons: 4
Coding region: 140-1750 (536 amino acids)
Biological process (GO): regulation of transcription by RNA polymerase II
Cellular component (GO): histone deacetylase complex
Molecular function (GO): protein binding; transcription corepressor activity
Source: RefSeq, a predicted model, not a curated record
AUACAGCCCCGCACGUAUUCGGAAGUAAAUACGCUCUAUGUGUUGAGAGGUAUGUGAGUAUGCAAGUAGCUAUGUUUGUUUGAGGAUGUACUGAUAGCCGCGUCGUGGCUGAAGCAAAGUGAGCGAAAUCAGGGACAGAAUGAAGAUCAACUUGUCCUCAGACGAUAUAAACCUUUUGGUAUAUCGCUAUUUAAUAGAGAAUGGGUACACGCAUACAGCCUUCUCAUUCAACAAAGAAUCAGACAUAACCAGAAACCCAUGCUAUAAUAACCAUGCUGACAAAAUACCCCCAAACGCAUUGGUUUCAUUCCUGCAGAAAGCGAUGAUAUACGUGUACCUCGAGUAUCACACAGAUGACCUUACCGGAGAACAAAUAGUUUGUGAUGAAACAUUCUCAUUCUUUAGGAAACAUGCAUGUUUUCGGAAACUUGGCCAACAACAUGGGUUUCCUAUCAAGGGAUCGACUUCACGUACCGGGGAUCAGGAAGAUCACGAGACACUUGUACAACAUUCAGGUGGCAUUGAUUUGGGCGGUGAAAAAAUUGGGGGCAACGUUUUGGCUGAAUCCUUGCCUAUCUACGUUGGCCCACCUCAAAGACGUCUGGCAGACAAAUGGCAGGUCUUUGGAUAUAUUAGGACACUUGAAUAUGGGCCCAAGGAAUCUGCUGCUUUGGCAGAUUUCAACCCUGUAUUUCCAGAGUACAUCGUAAAAAGGGUGGAAGAUGCAGUGCCAGCAUUAUAUCAACUGGAUAAGAGAAACCCAUCAAAAUCCUGUGAAAUCAUACCUCCUAUCGCAAUACUAAGACACACGGAUGCGGAUGUCGAAUGCAUAGGCACAUGCCACAAAUGGAGGCAUGAUGGUGAAGUGUUAUGCGUAGGCUACGCAUCGGGUUAUAUAGCCGUAUGGAGCAAAAUGGGAGGAUUGCUUUACAGCGAAAAGGUUAGCAACGCGGUUAUAACAGCGAUUGCCUUUUCCGGUAACAAGGCGUAUUGGAACCACCCCGAAAAGGGUAAAAUGCAUUGCAAUAUUGCUGUCGGGGACGCAAGCGGUAAUGUGACAAUUUAUAGAAUGGAAGAUGGACUACAUCAAUUAGGUGUACACGAGCAAAAAUCUGUGAUUACCGACAUCGAUUGGCAAGACAGUGUUGUUUUCGCGGCAGCCAGUGCGGAUGCAAAGGUGGUAAUUUAUGACACCAUUAAAGCCUCUACGGUCACCAUUUUGGACCAUUUCGAGUCAAACCCGGUGUUUAUGGAGUGGUGUGCAUCAGGAAAAUGCCUAGCUAUAUUGGACAACACAAGCUUGCUAAAGCUUUAUAAACCAUAUGGUCAAAACGCACAGGGCACGGUCACGUCGCUUUCCGCGCAUACUAAAAAUAUUGUUGCAGCAUCAUGGCAAUUCGGACACAAUCCCAAAUCAGCAAACAAAAUUUGUACUGUCGGUAUGGAUAAGCAACUGCUAGUUUGGGACGUCGUAGCUGAGUGUGUAGUGACGUCAAUCAUCCUCGAUAAAGUGCCAACUACCAUUGCUGUAAACUCUACUGAUACCUUUGUAGCUGUGGGCACAUAUGGAAACCUCGUCAAAAUUUUAAACCUUCCCACGCUAUCUCUCAGCUGCUCCUUCUGCGACCAGGAUCUGCCAACAUCCAUAACAUGGUCUUCCGACGGGGAAUACAUCGCAUACAACGUAUAUAACAAACAGAGGACAUCUAUAAUACCGAUACUCACCUCGCCAACGCUGUCUACUGAAUGAGUGUUGACCAUCUC